Galendromus occidentalis (western predatory mite) is the source of this 3105-nucleotide messenger RNA. RefSeq names its product sterile alpha and armadillo motif (gene Sarm). Lineage: Eukaryota; Metazoa; Arthropoda; Arachnida; Mesostigmata; Phytoseiidae. The transcript is spliced from 12 exons. Gene Ontology annotation, biological process: negative regulation of MyD88-independent toll-like receptor signaling pathway; signal transduction; response to axon injury. Bases 1 to 3105 code for a protein of 1034 amino acids. Gene Ontology annotation, cellular component: dendrite. The record is from RefSeq and is a predicted model, not a curated record. Gene Ontology annotation, molecular function: NAD+ nucleosidase activity; signaling adaptor activity; protein binding.
AUGCCCGUCUAUUUUUCCACCAUCCAGAUGCUGCCCGUUCAUGGAGACGGAUUCCACCGUACGAGGAGACGCCGGCUAUCGCAUGAAAAUCUGUACUCCGAAAAAUCGCUCUCGACGACUGACAAAAGUAGACAACAGCCGCUAUCCGCUCGUAGGGGUUUCUCCAUAGACAGCCUAGAAAGCGAGAAAGACUUCCCGUUCUCGCUCAACAGCCUCAAGCCGGGCGAGCGUACUGCCGAGGAGUUCAAACAAGAGCAUCGAAAGAUUUCCAGGUCGAACAUCACUAAAAUCUAUAAAGAUGGUCUUACUCAGGAGACACACGAGACCUCAAACCAGCAGGUUAAGAAAGUCCAAUCGGGCGAUAUCUCGUAUCAUGAAGCUCAACAUAGUCAACAGGUGAAGAACAAAAUCGAAGGAGAUGGCUUCCUGGCUGAGCGCCUGGCUGCGCAACGACAGGAUCAGAAAACGUUGACCUGCGGCGAUCUCACGAAGGAGCGUCUCAUGAACUCAAAGGCCCUAGCUACGCGGAUUACGACCGAUGAGGGAACCCUCGAGAACGUCGCCAUGUCCAAAGAAGAGGACAGAAGACAACUCAAUAAAGGCGAGCCAGAGCGAAGAAUCUUCAACAAAGAAAUGGCUGCGAGCCGCACACUCACGAAUGCGAAUGGAGUGACCAGGGUCUCGGUAUCGAAUAAACAGUCGAGCGACGCUCUGCCUUCCGACUCCUCAGACGCCACACCGUCGAGCGAGGAAAGCAUUCGUCUCUGUUUACCCCAAUCGAGUCCUUACGCGAAAAUGGUCAUUGAGAUUUUCGGUGACAUCAGGGAGCUCCUGCAGUCAAGCCCUUCGAAAUCUGACCUCAGAGACUGUCUCCAUCGAUUCAAGCUACGAGUCAUCAGAUUCAUUGAGGGGAAGCUCCUAAAGAGCACCGAUACCAAGGAGACCGCUGAGAUCCUACGAGCUUUGUCGGCGAUCGUGCAGAAUGCGUGGGCUGUUCCCUCGCACGGACAUGAUUUCGGUUCCGCGGUGUGCACCGCUCUGCGAGAGCACGGUGGACUAGACAGACUCCUGGAGUUGUGCAGAUCCGAUGAAGAUCACUCGUUGAAUUUUGGAGCAGCUCGCGUACUGGAGCAGACGUUAUGCACAGAGAAUCGUGUCUACGUCGUUGAUCAUGGUCUGGAGCCGGUCGUACGGGUCGCGCUCAGAUGCUGUGGCAAAGAAAACCCCAAUAUCGAAGAGACUCGAGUCGGCGUUGGCUUAUUCCGCCAUUUAUUCAAGGACUCCGAAGAGACGUGCAGUUUCCUCAUCAAGAACCACGCUUUCGAAGAAAUCGUCUACAACUGUCGAUCAAGUGAUCAGAAAACGCUACAGCAUUGCGCUGCUGCUCUAGCCAAUCUCGCUCUCUAUGGUGGCUCAGGCAAUGAGCAAGUUAUGAAAACUUUCAUACCGUGGCUCUUCCCCUUGGCUUUUUCGAACGAUGAUCACGUCCGGUACUGGGCAUGCAUCGCAGUCUCAGCCGUUUGUCUUAAUAAGGAAUUGGACAAAGCCAUAACGGCAUCGAACACGCUCCAUCUGCUGGAAACCUUCUGCACAGCUAGAAAUCCAGACUGCUUCGCCCGUCAAGGCAGUUCGAACGUCCACGGACAAUCGAAGGAAUGGCUGCAGCGUUUCGUGCCCGUUCUGAAUUCCAAUCGCGAAGAAGCGAGAUCUCUAGCAGCUUUCCAUUUCGCCGUCGAGGCGGCAAUAAAAAAGAGGCAGGGAGAGACGCAGAUUUUCGCCGAAAUCGGUGCGAUAAGCGCUCUGAAGACUGUUGCAAGUUCGCCAAACGCCCUAGCCUCCAAGUUCGCGGCUCGAGCUCUUCAGAUUAUCGGGGAAGACAUCCCUCACAAACUGAGUCAGCAGGUUCCUCUGUGGACAGAAGACGAUGUCGCCCAGUGGGUGAAACAAAUUGGUUUCGGCGCAUGUGCUGACGAGUUUUUGAACACAAAAGUGGAUGGCGAUCUUCUACUCCAAAUAGACGAGGAAAUGUUGGAGAAGGAUAUAGGAAUCGGGAAGCAGCUCCUGCGAAAAAGGUUUCUCCGCGAGCUGAAGAAGUUGAAGCAGAUGGCCGACUAUUCGUCUGUCGACGCUACCAAUGUAACUCAGAUUCUCCAAAGAUGCGAUCCCGAAUUCACUCAGUACGCGUACAUGUUUCUGCGCUCUGGCAUCGACAUCCACUCUCUUCCGAAGAUAACAGAGGCCCAGUUGAGAGAUGAAUGUGAUGUUCGAAAUUCCGUUCAUCGCAAUAAGAUAUAUUCGUACCUACAAGAAAAGUUGUGUGUCCUCAACGAGGUGGAAUCUACCAAGAAACCGAUAGACGCCUUCAUCAGUUACCGAAGAUCGAAUGGCUCUCAAUUGGCGAGCCUUCUCAAAGUUCAUCUGCAAAUAAAGGGAUUCACAGUUUUUCUUGACGUUGAGAAACUUGAAGCUGGCAAGGUCGACAACAGCCUCUUGAAUAGCAUCAAAGAGGCCAAGAGUUUCUUGCUCGUGCUCUCGCCGAACGCUCUCGAUCGUUGCAAAAACGACAACGAUUGUAAAGACUGGGUCCACAAGGAAAUCGUUCAAGCGAUCCAAUCUGGCUGCAACAUCAUACCCAUCAUGGAUAACUUCGAAUGGCCAGACCCUAGAGAGUUACCUGAGGACAUCCACCCAAUCUCUGGUUACAAUGGGGUGAACUGGAUUCAUGAUUACCAGGAUGCCUGUGUUGAUAAAAUAGAGCGUUUUAUCCGGAGGGAGAGGCCGUCGGGGACUCCCUUGAGCCCCGGCCACGGCUCAUAUCGGAGCGCCGGCAACAGCGGCCAUAAUAGCAGCAUCGACCACCCUGAGAGGUCUCUGCCUCAUAACGCGAGCAGCAAUUUUCAUCGUCAUCCGAAUCCUCAACCUCCAAUGCCAACGCCAGCAACAUUGCCUCACAAUGCUGGUAGCACCAAAGAUUGGAGUGAGACGACUCGAGACCCAAUCGAACUAUCUUCGACUCAACAUUUCUCUCCGCAUGGCUGUCACCAUAAUCCUCAGCCCACGGUAGAAAUGCCGAUAUCCCCACCACCGUCUGUUCCUUCAGACUGA